AUGGGUAUAAUCACUGGAGUCUGCGCUUUCUUAUACCACCUGCCCCAGAUUUACAAAUGGCUGCUGAAACCGUAUUACAUCACCUCCUUCUUCAUGACGAUCGCAUUCUUGGUUGUCCGAAAGGCUCCUGGUUUGUGCGAGCACCUGGCGACGCAGCGUGAGGACGGCAACUCCUGCGACUUUGACUGGGUGAGCACCGAGAGGCCGGAUCGUAUAACGCAGAGAGAAGUGGAGAUUCUCAUGUUCCUCAGUGCCAUAGUGAUGAUGAAAAACAGACGAGCAAUUACCUUGGAGCAGCACAUUGGAAACUUGUUCCUGUUCAGCAAAGUGGCCAACACAAUCCUCUUUUUCCGGCUGGACAUUCGCCUUGGCAUCCUCUACCUCGCGCUGUGUGUCGCAUUUGUCAUGACAUGCAAGCCGCCUCUAUACGUGGGCCCCGAGUACAUCAAGUACUUCAGUGACAAGACCAUUGAUGAUGAGCUACAGAAAGACAGUCGUGUCACCUGGAUUGUUGAAUUCUAUGCUAACUGGUCUUCUGACUGCCAGUCCUUUGCUCCGGUCUAUGCUGACCUUUCGCUCAAGUACAACUGCACUGGGCUGAGGUUUGGAAAAGUGGAUAUUGGACGUUACGGAGAGGUUUCACAAAGGUACAAAGUGAGCACAUCCCCUCUGUCCAAGCAGCUACCUUCACUGGUGCUAUUCCAAGGUGGCCAAGAAAUUAUGAGGCGUCCAGCAGUAGACAGUAAAGGCAGAGCUAUUUCGUGGACUUUCAAUGAGGAGAACAUCAUCAGAGAGUUUGAUCUCAAUGAGCGCUUCCAGAAGUCCAAGAAGCUGAACAAGAGUCGUGGUUCGAAGGAAGAAGACCAGCGCAACUCCCAACAAGAGGGGGUGAAGCCUGAUUUAGUAACUGGAGAAAAGGAGAAAAGCUCCGAGAGCAAGAAAGACAAGUGAACACUGAGAAGUGUGGUUCACCAAUCUACUGUACGUUUUGUUUUUCUAAUGAUGACCUGCCUUCCAGUAUUUUUUUAAACAGAAAAAACGCUAAUAAGAUACAAUGUAGACUGCUUUAGAAAUUGUGAAAAGAGUGCAUCCGUGCACUGGUCCGUUUUUGAAGUGGAUGGCCUAAUUGUGAACAUGCAGGAUGUGAUGAAAUGAUCAAGGGAAAUUUUGUCAACUUAUUUAAAUAACUUUUUUGUUUUGUAUUUAAUGUUUGUUGGCUGCGUAACAUCUCGCUACUCUGUACAGUUGUGGAACUUGUGUUUACUAAUGUCCCAUCUUUCAAAAACAUUAAAAAUAUUCAUAGUUAAGUUCCAUCACA
Syngnathus typhle (broad-nosed pipefish) is the source of this 1318-nucleotide messenger RNA. It is a transcript of the gene tmx2a, whose product is annotated as thioredoxin-related transmembrane protein 2a. Gene Ontology annotation, molecular function: disulfide oxidoreductase activity. Gene Ontology annotation, biological process: brain development. The record is from RefSeq and is a predicted model, not a curated record. Bases 1 to 951 code for a protein of 316 amino acids. Gene Ontology annotation, cellular component: membrane-bounded organelle. The transcript is spliced from 8 exons. Lineage: Eukaryota; Metazoa; Chordata; Actinopteri; Syngnathiformes; Syngnathidae.